Molecule: messenger RNA, 5034 nt
Organism: Zymoseptoria tritici IPO323
Lineage: Eukaryota; Fungi; Ascomycota; Dothideomycetes; Mycosphaerellales; Mycosphaerellaceae
Exons: 2
Coding region: 1-5034 (1677 amino acids)
Biological process (GO): DNA topological change; resolution of meiotic recombination intermediates; sister chromatid segregation
Cellular component (GO): nucleus
Molecular function (GO): DNA topoisomerase type II (double strand cut, ATP-hydrolyzing) activity; DNA binding; ATP binding
Source: RefSeq, a predicted model, not a curated record
AUGCUACAGAAGGCCAAAGCACCCGCUGCGAAGAAGCCAGCUGCGCCUAAACCGAAAGCCACCAAACAAACGACUCUCACGAAGACCACAAAAGCGGCACCGAAAGCUGCACCGAAACCGAAGAAGCGCGCAAAGCCCGACUCGGAUGAAGAGAACUCAGACGUCGAUAUGGACUCCCUCAACGACGACUCGCUCCUUUCGAACACCCCUCCUUCCUCCAAGAAACAGAAGAAGGCACCCGCCGCAAAGAAGACUGGUGGCAAGCCUCUGGAGGAGAACGCGAAUGAGAGCUUCGGGAUGGACGUGUCGAAGAGUCCUAAAGCGCCGGCGAAAAAGGGCGGUGCGAGCGACCAAUAUCAGAGACUCACUCAACUCGAGCACAUUCUAAAGCGUCCGGAUACCUAUAUUGGCUCUGUGGAACGAACGACCGAGCAAAUGUGGGUUUUCAACUCGGAGACAGAAGUCAUGGAGAACCGCAAGGUCAGUUUCGUGCCAGGCCUUUACAAGAUCUUUGAUGAAAUCCUGGUCAAUGCUGCAGACAACAAACAGCGCGACAAGAACAUGACGGAAAUGCGCGUUUGGGUCAAUCGGGAGCAGGGAUGCAUCUCCGUCAGGAACAACGGCCGCGGAAUUCCGAUCGAGAUGCACGCAAAAGAGGGCAUAUACAUCCCAGAGAUGAUUUUUGGUCACCUCCUGACAGGCUCGAACUACGAUGACGAUCAGGCAAAGACUACUGGAGGUCGCAACGGCUACGGUGCGAAGCUUGCGAACAUCUACAGCACCGAAUUCGAGCUGGACACUGUAGACAUGAAGACGAAGCAGCGCUACCGACAGGUUUGGAAGAACAACAUGAGCGUCAUGGGCAAGGCGAACAUCGGCAAGGUCAAGUCCGGCGAUGACUACACGCAGAUCACGUUCAAGCCCGACUUUCGCAAAUUCGGGAUGGAUCAAAUGGACGACGACUUUGAGGCACUCGUGAAGCGCCGAGUCUACGAUAUGGCUGGAACCGUGAAGGGUCUCAAGGUCUACCUGAACGAUACACGCAUCAAAAUCAGCAAAUUCAAGCAGUAUAUGGAGAUGUACACCAAAGCCAUCAAGACAGAGAAUGCCGCAAACAACGGCGAUGCUCCCGAGCAGGUUAUUCUCACAGAUUCACCUCAUGAGCGCUGGGAGAUUGGUUUUGCAGUUUCCGAUGGCUCUUUUCAGCAGGUCUCGUUCGUGAACUCGAUCGCCACUACGCAUGGAGGCUCUCAUGUCAACUACAUCGCCGACCAGAUUUGUGAUAAGCUGGAGGAACACGUCAACAAGAAGAAGAACAAUCAAGGUGGUGUGAAGUUGAAGAAGGCCCAGAUCAAGAACCACAUUUUCCUCUUCGUCAACAGCCAGAUCGUCAACCCAGCCUUUACGUCUCAGACGAAGGAGCAACUCACUACCAAAGUCAGCUCAUUCGGAAGCAAGCCUCAGGUCAGCGAGAAAUUCUUGAAGGAUAUCCUCAAAACCGAGGCCGUCAGCAACAUCAUUCACUUCGCACAGCAGAAGGCCGACAAGCUGUUGUCAAAGUCCGAUGGAAAUCGACGUACGCGCAUGAACAACUCCAAGUUGACAGAUGCGAACAAGGCUGGCACCAAGGACGGACACAGGUGUACUCUGAUCUUGACUGAAGGUGAUUCUGCUGCCCUGCUUGCCCUGGCUGGACGUGCUGUGGUCAAUCCCGACCACUUCGGUGUCUUCCCGUUGCGAGGAAAGAUCUUGAACGUUCGCGAUGCAUCUGUUGAUCAGAUUUCGAAGAACGCUGAGAUUCAGAACAUCAAGAAGUUCUUGGGGCUCCAGCACAAGAAGGAGUACACUGAUGCAAAGAGCUUGCGAUAUGGGCAUUUGAUGAUCAUGACCGAUCAGGAUCACGACGGCUCUCACAUCAAAGGCCUUCUCAUCAACUUCUUGCAGGUGCAGUUUCCUUCGCUGCUCAAGAUUCCCGAAUUCCUACUCGAGUUCAUCACACCCAUCGUCAAGGUCUGGAAGGGCGAUCCAAAGAACCCCAAAGCGAAGCGCGACUUCUUCACCAUGCCUGAGUAUGAAGCAUGGAGACAAGAACCUGGCAACCAGAAAGGAUGGGACCACAAAUACUUCAAGGGACUGGGUACUUCCGACACCCGUGACGCUCAGAUUUACUUCUCCGAUCUUGACAAGCAUCUCAAGACCUUCCACACCAUGCAAGAAGGUGAGCCGGAGCUUAUUGAUCUUGCGUUCUCCAAGAAGAAAGCCGACGCGCGCAAGACCUGGCUAGGCAACUUCGUACCCGGCACCUAUCUCGACAUGUCUUCGACUGAGGACAUCACUUAUGACGACUUCAUCAACAAAGAGCUCAUCCUUUUCUCGAUGGCCGACAACAUGCGAUCCAUUCCCUCUGUCGUCGAUGGUCUCAAGCCAGGUCAGCGCAAGGUGAUGUACACUUGUUUCCGGCGGAACCUGAAGAAAGACGUCAAGGUGGUGGAGCUUGCCGGCUCGGUCUCAGGGUUGACAGCAUACUCGUACGGAGAAACGUCACUGCAGCAGACUAUCGUUGGUCUGGCUCAGACUUUUGUGGGUUCAAACAACAUCAACAUUCUCGAACCCAGCGGCAAUUUCGGUUCUCGAUUGCAGGGUGGAAGCGACGCUGCCAGCGCACGUUACAUCUACACGAGACUGUCUCCCUUCGCUAGGAGGCUCUUCCAUCAGACCGACGAGGCGUUGUUGACCUACAAUACUGAUGACGGAAAGACGAUCGAGCCAGAGAUGUACAUCCCGAUCGUUCCCAUGAUCCUCAUCAACGGCGCUGAUGGUAUUGGUACGGGCUGGAGCACGUCCAUUCCCAAUUACCGGCCGGAGGAGGUCAUUGCGAAUCUUAAGCGGCGCAUGGACGGCGAUUCAAAAGAGUCAAUGGUUCCCAUGAUGCCUUGGUUCCGCGGUUGGACCGGUGUGACAGAGCAACUCGCCGACGAACGCUACAAGUUCGGUGGAAAGAUUCGCAAGAGCGGACCGAAUGAGGUUGAAAUCACCGAGCUUCCAGUGCGUUACUGGACUCAGGACUUCAAAGACAAGCUGGAAGAGAUCCUGAAAGCAGAGAAAACUCCAUCGUUCAUCAAGGACUAUACCGAGUACAACACUCCGGAAGAUGUGCACUUCAUCAUCAAGAUGGAGGAGAAGAAGAUGCAGGAGAACGAGGAGAAGCUUGAAGAGCUGUUCAAGCUCUCAAGAACGAUGGCAACUUCCAAUCUGGUGGCAUUCGACCCGCAAGGUCGUAUCCACAAGUACGCCACUCCACUGGACAUCAUGGAAGAGUUCUAUCACGUCCGCCUUCGAAUGUACCACAAGCGCAAGGCCUACAUGCUCUCUGAGAUGCAGCGCGAACUAGAGAAGCUGACGAAUCAGGCGCGCUUCAUCAAGAUGAUCAUCGAUGGCAAGCUCGUUGUCAGCAAGAAGAAGAAGUCGGUCCUUGUUACCGAACUUCAGAAGCUGAACUUCACGCGCUUUCCCAAAGUCACCGAUGCGCGGAAGGAAGGCGAAUUCGAAGCUGUUGUGCAGGAGAAUCACGAGGCAGACGAUGAUGAAGACACUGCUGCGGGUGCGAGCGACUACGACUACUUGCUCGGAAUGGCCAUCUGGUCGCUUACGCAAGAGCGCGUUGAGAAGCUCAUGCGCCAGAUUGGUGACAAGGAGGAUGAGAUCACAGUCCUGACCAGCAAGUCGGCGCAGGAUUUGUGGAAGACUGAUCUCGAUGAGCUUCUUGCUGAGUGGCACACGCAGCUUGAAGAAGAGGUCGCGCGCGACAAGAAGGUCAAGUCCAAGACUCGCCGUCGCUCCGCCAAGCUUGGCGUUGGAGGGAAGGCUGGGAAGAAGCGCAAGGCUGAUGACAGCGACAACUUCUCGGAUGAUGACUUCGGUCCCAAGAAGGCGAAGACCGCUCCCAAGGCCAAAUCCAAGGCCGUCGAGGGCCUGCUCGGGAUGGGGAAGCUCGAGUACAAGCCGGCCGGAGUGUACCCGAUCGUCAACGCACCUGUGGUGAAAGAAAAGGCGGUUCCAGCGAAGAAGCCUUCGGUCGCCAAGAAGGUCGUUAAGAAUGAAGACAGCGAUGUCGACAUGGACUCUGAGCCAGUGCCGACCAAGAAGCGCGGCCGGCAGACUCAGCGAGUUGUCGAGCUCGAUGACGAUGCGGAUGAAGACGACGAUGUCUUCUCCGCGGUCGCGAAGGAAGCAGCCACGAGACCGCCUGCGCGCGCUGGUCGAGCUGCUGCCCAGAAGAAGAAGACCUACACCAUCGCCUCCGACGACGACGACGACGAUUCAUCCCUAGGCGGCAAUGACAUUCUAGACGACGUUUCUGCAAUGGUCAAGGGCGUCGGUAGCGGCAGUAACGACGGACCGACUCGUCUCUUCCACCCUGCUUCGACGUCACGUCCGACUAGCAGCCAUGGGCUCAAGAAGAGGUCUAGCAGAAAGGACUUGGGCGGCGAUAGCAUCUCCGAAGACGAGACUGACUGGGCUGGCUUGGCGCAGAACUCACCGCAAAAGGCCACCAACCGCACCAUGCUGUCCGAAGACGAGGACACCAUGGACAUUGAUGUGCCAAAUCCGGUCUCGAAGCCAGCCCCUAUCUCCAAGGCUGUUCCGAAGCCUAAGGCGGCUCCGAAGACCAAGGAGACUGCUCUCAAGCCUAAGAAAGCUCCUGCCGCCGCGCUCGCUGCUCCUGAAUCCAAGCCACUCUCUCCAGCUGCGAAAGCGUAUGCUGCGAAGAAGGCCAUGGCUAGCGGCGUUCAGGCCAAGGCCGGUGCUUCGAAGCCAAAGAAGAAGCUGCCCGAGUCUGAUGAGGACGAGGAUGUCGAUCAACUCGCCAACGACAUUCUGAGUGAUGACGACGAUGACACUCCUGUCAAGCCCACUGCUCGCCCCUCGAGACGUGCUGCGGCGGCGCCGAAGUCCAAGUAUGUGGUUGACGACGAUGAUGACGAUGAGGAGGAAGAUGAGACGGCGGAUUUCGACGACGAUGAGAGCGACUGA